Sipha flava (yellow sugarcane aphid) is the source of this 2989-nucleotide messenger RNA. RefSeq names its product protein cycle. The record is from RefSeq and is a predicted model, not a curated record. Gene Ontology annotation, cellular component: transcription regulator complex; cytoplasm; aryl hydrocarbon receptor complex. Gene Ontology annotation, biological process: regulation of transcription by RNA polymerase II. The transcript has 13 exons. The coding region runs from base 329 to 2668 and encodes 779 amino acids. Gene Ontology annotation, molecular function: RNA polymerase II cis-regulatory region sequence-specific DNA binding; protein dimerization activity; DNA-binding transcription factor activity, RNA polymerase II-specific. Lineage: Eukaryota; Metazoa; Arthropoda; Insecta; Hemiptera; Aphididae.
UUACCAUAAUUAUCAUAUGUCUUGGACCUCACUAGAAUGUUUUCGAUUAUGAUCUACAAUGUUAUUCAAAUUGUUCCUCAUAUUUUUUCUCUCCUUUAUUGGUUUCGGAUACAUAUAUACAAUCGAAAUCGUACAAACAAGUGACGUAAACACUUGUCCUCAACCAAUGGCAAGGCUCGAUCACGUCGCUCAAAACCACCCCCUAGAAUACCUCACCGAAGAGAUUCUUUUUGCCUAUUGGAUCUGAUAUUGACAAGUGUCGGUUGUACAUUGCAGUUUUUUAAAACUACAGCUCCCUGUAAAGUUUAAGUAGUUAGUAGUUUAUAAAAUGGCUAGAGAUUCAGAUUUUAAUUCUUACUGCAAUAAUUUAUUACACGCCCCAAGUGAUUUAAUGAACUUCGAUAAUUUAAGCCAUGAUAGUCCCAUGGAACCACUUGUUUAUUAUGAUUUACAACCUGUAUCCGAACCCACGAAGGAAAAUUCAAAAUCGAUUUGCAGCAUGGAAAGCAAUACUCGACUACCCACCUCUUCAGCAGAUGCAAAUAUGGAUACGAGUGGCAUUGAAAAUGUAAAAAACAAACGAAAAGUAUCUACUCAGGGUAGUGAUUUUGAAGAUGACAAUAAUGAGGAUUCAAGAUCUGUUCGAAAUGAUGAUAAUAAAAAACAUAACCAUAGUGAAAUCGAGAAACGUAGACGAGAUAAGAUGAAUUCAUAUAUCACUGAGUUAGCUAGUAUGAUACCUACGUGCCACACCAUGUCACGAAAGUUGGACAAACUAACAAUGCUUAGAAUGGCCGUGCAACAUAUGAAAUCUAUCCGAGGCACUGUUAAUUCAUACACCGAAGGUCAUUACAAGCCUCCAUUUUUAUCGAAUCAAGAUUUGAAAAAUUUAAUCACUCGAGCUGCUGAAGGGUUCGUCUUUGCUGUGAGUUGUGAUCAUGGUAAAAUAAUUUAUAUAUCUAAAUCCGUAACUCAGGUUCUGAAUUAUUUACCAGAGGACCUGCUCGGAAACAAUGUGUUCGAUUAUAUUCAUCCGAAGGAUGUAGCCACAGUAAAAGAACAACUCUCCUGCUCAGACUUUGGCCCCCGAGAUAGAUACAUCAAUGGAAAUAGUAGUAUUUUUUUUUUUUUUGUAACAGAAAUGUUACCGAUUCGUGCGGAAAUGAUAAAUACACUAUCAAAAAUGUGUAGUGGAGCUAGGAGAUCAUUCUUCUGUCGGAUGAAGUGUAAAGUACACAGUGUAAAAGAAGAAGCAGAUACGACAACUGGCUCAAAGUACACACAGUCAGAUACAUCUUCAGUUGAAAGUAAAUCAAGCAUUAUAAGCUCAGAUGUUCGCGGUUCUUCACAAAAGAGUAGAGAUAGACGUUACAGUGUGAUCCAGUGUACCGGUUACUUAAAGCCCUGGACACAGGCAAACGAGUGCCAUAAUUUAUCAUCGAAGAGUUUGGAUCAAGGAGACGACAGCGAAGACAACGGUGUUGGAGCAGACUCGGAAUCUACAAACAAUGGAUCGUGUCUGGUCGCAGUAGGUAGAAUAAUUAACAACUUGGGGUCUGCUUCAAUCCUGUCAGACCUAGUCAAACCACCUUGUUUUACUUCCAAACACACGAUUGACGGCAAAUUUCUCUCUGUCGACCAAAGGGUCACAUACAUAGUAGGAUACUUACCUCAAGAACUAUUGGGCACAAGUAUGUACGAAUAUUUCCAUCAAGACGAUAUAUCCAGACUUGUAGACAUCCAUAAAGCUACGCUUCAAGAAUGCAAACCAAAAAACACAGAGACUUAUAAAUUCCGGGCCAAAAAUAAAACAUAUGUGCAUUUACGUAGCGAGUGGAAAAGUUUUCGAAAUCCUUGGACUAAAGACAUUGAGUUCAUUGUUGCGACUAACAUUUUAACUAGAUCUGAUUCAAAGCCCGAUAGCAGCAACAAAUCAGAAUGUUCUUCGCAGGGCCGACCGCAAAAUAACUAUGAUGUUUUUACGGAACAACAAUUAUUUAGAAUCCAACAGCAAUUGGGCAUUAGAGAAAUACAAAGCCUAAUUAAUUCACAUCUGGAAGCGAACAAAAUUGGUAGGCAUAUUGCUGAUACGGCUAUGGACGCGAAGAAGAAAACUUGUGAUACCGGCAGUUCUCCUUUGCAUUCUAAACAUGAUACGAUAUCGGAGAUGUCGAAUAACGACCGCUUGAAUUUUUUGCGGUCACCCUUAGCUGUGUUCAAUGGUCCCGGGACGUCGUCCAGCGGUAACGGUGGCAAUGACGGCCACGACGGCGUGGACGGUGGUAUCGGUUGUGGUGUGAACGGUGGUACCGGCUGCAGCGUGGACGGAGGGUGCGUGGUCACGCACGGACCGGUGGACGGUUGUCAGGGCGGCCCGACGGUAUCGUCGUACAGGAUGGUUCAGGAUACCGUGAACCAGUCCAGCUCGACCAGUACCACCAACUUAAGUCACGCUCCUUCUUCGAUCUAUCCAAAUUCUGGGCUUAUGAUUCCAGGUGACUCGGAGGACAUGCUAGGGGACAUAAUGACAUCACAACAGCAACAGCAGUUGUCCAGCUCGGACACCAACGACGAAGCGGCGAUGGCCGUCAUCAUGAGCCUCCUGGAAGCGGACGGCGGGCUCGGCGGCUCUGUCGACUUUUCCGGGCUACAUUGGCCGUUACCGUAAUGGUACGAAUCGGACAGGGCUGGGGGAAACCCUCGACCACGUAUCCUAUUAAUAUUAUUAUAGUUUUAAUUGUUGUUAAUAUUGUUUUAUAGUACAUUUUAAGCCGCCAUGUAUUUUAUACAUACCGCAGUAUUGUAUAAUAUAAACGUAAAUGAUAUGUUUCAUAUUUUUCCCCGUAUAUUGUAUCACUAUACUGUUACUUAUAUCCCUCUAUUGCUGUUGCUAAUACCAUUAUUUUAUAAUCGACUGUAAUAUAUUCUAAAAAUAAAGGAAAUUCACAUUGUUCAAUGUCCAAUAGGGCACGUACAAUAUUCACGAUAA